AAUUAACUUCAUACAAUGAUGAAAAUUCCACUAUUCUUCUCGUCCCUUAUUAUUUUUCUUGUUCUUGCUACUUCAAUAAGUCCUUCACAUGAAAAUCAAACAUUUCUUGAAUGUCUCAAAACAAAUUCAAACCCUUCUUAUCCAAUAUCCUCAUUAGUAUUUUCUCCAAAUAAUUCUUCAUUUCCAUCUGUUUUGCAAGCUUACAUAAGAAAUUUAAGGUUCAAUGAGUCCACAACAAGGAAACCUCUCUUCAUACUCACUGCUCAGCAUGAAUCUCAUAUUCAAGCAUCAAUUAUUUGUGCAAAAGCACAAGGUGUGCAAAUGAAAAUCAGGAGUGGUGGGCAUGACUACGAGGGUCUUUCUUAUGUGUCUAACGUACCAUUUUUUGUUGUUGACAUGUUCAAUUUCCGGUCCAUAAACGUUAGCAUUGAGGAUGAAUCGGCUUGGGUUGAAGUGGGUGCAACCCUGGGUGAAGUGUACUAUAGAAUCGCGGAAAAAAGUAACGUGCAUGGCUUUCCCGCGGGUGUUUGCCCUACUGUGGGCGUAGGUGGUCACAUCAGUGGGGCCGGUUACGGUAACAUGAUGAGGAAAUAUGGUCUAACGGUCGAUAACAUCGAUGAUGCAAAAUUAAUCGAUGUGCAUGGCCGAAUCCUCGACCGUAAGUCCAUGGGGGAGGAUUUAUUUUGGGCCAUUACGGGUGGUGGAGCGGUAAGUUAUGGAGUGGUCUUGUCAUAUAAAAUAAAGUUGGUUCGAGUCCCACCAAAGGUGACAGUUUUUCGAGUCCCAAGGUUUUAUGACCAAAAUGCGCUCGACCUUGCUUACAUAUGGCAACGUCGCGCUGACAAGUGGGACAAUGACCUUUUCAUGAGAAUGAUCAUUGAUGUAUUCAACAGCACUACACGUGGCCCGGAGAAAACCAUAAGGGUUUCCUUUUUCACUUUAUUUCUCGGAGACUCAGAUCGACUACUCUCACUUCUCAACCAAAGUUUCCCGGAACUAAGAUUAGAAAGAAAGGACUGCAUCGAGAUGUCUUGGAUAGAGUCCGUGCUUUACUAUACAAGUUCCCCAAUUGCCCCACUUGAUGCUUUGUUAAGUAGGUCACCCCCCCUAUCAUACUUGAAAAGGAAAUCAGAUUACUUGCAAAAACCAAUGUCAAAAGAAGGGUUAGAGUUCAUAUUCAAGAAAAUGAUAGAACUAGAAACACCAACAAUUAUGACAUUUAAUCCCUAUGGUGGAAGAAUGAGUGAAAUUUCACCUCUUGCUAAGCCAUUCCCACAUAGAGCUGGAAAUAUAGCCAAGAUUCAAUAUGCAACAAAUUGGAAUGAGAAAGGAGUUGAGGCUGCAAACCAUUAUCUCAACUUGACCAGAGUCCUUUAUGACUAUAUGACACCCUUUGUAUCAAAAUACCCAAGAUUAGCAUUUUUAAAUUAUAGGGAUCUUGAUAUAGGAAUUACACACAAUGGGAAAUUGAGUUACUAUGAAGGGAAAGUGUAUGGUAUAAAGUAUUUCAAGAAGGAAAAUUUCAACAGGUUGGUGAAGAUCAAGACUAAGGUUGAUCCUGACAAUUUCUUCAGGAAUGAACAAAGCAUCCCAGUUUACCCUGCUGGGAGAAUGUAGCUAGAUUAUUAUAGGGGAAAAUAUGGAUUAUUGUUUAAAGGGUCACUUAUAUUUCAUUUUGAAUUGGUUAUAGUUUGAUUCUUAAAUUGUAAUAUUCACACUGGUGAUCUGUUUAUGAAGAUAAUGAAUAAUGUAAUAUGUUUAUAUAAGGUUUUUGAAAGUCAA
Molecule: messenger RNA, 1782 nt
Organism: Capsicum annuum
Lineage: Eukaryota; Viridiplantae; Streptophyta; Magnoliopsida; Solanales; Solanaceae
Product: berberine bridge enzyme-like 8
Exons: 1
Coding region: 16-1617 (533 amino acids)
Molecular function (GO): FAD binding; oxidoreductase activity
Source: RefSeq, a predicted model, not a curated record